GAAAACAAAAAUAUUUUUCAAUCAUUUUCUUAAUAUGUGUUAAAAGUUUGUAAGUGAUAGUUAUAACAUAGGGAGUAUUAUCUUAUUAUGAAUCGCGUCUUUUUAUAGCAUUUAUACGUGCUUUUGAUUUUCCCUAUACCGUUCACUUUACACACAUAUAUAUAAACAAAUCAGCCCUCCAACAAACAACUAAAUAAAUCACAUUGAUAAAGAAAAAUAUAACUCUUAAAAAUCAUAGACACUAUGGGAGUAGAAGAAGAAGAAGGGUCAAUGAGUAGGAGAAGCAGUCUCUCGAGUUUCCUCAAAGUCUUGUCUUCUUACAACUCCAAUGUCCUCUUAGCUGCUCUCGUCUUCCUUCUCUUAGUCGUCCUCUUCGUCUUGCUUCUCCAUUUCUACGCCCGCUUUUUCUGGUCGCACUCCGACCAAGAAUUCUCCUCCGCUCGACGCCGCCGGAGAAGAAGAAGAAGAACCGUCACAACUACAAGAAUCAUACCUCCAGCCCCACUCGGAGGUUUCGACGGUGGGGUUUCUCCUGCUACUGAUGCUGCUGCAACAAGCGAUGACAAAGGUUUGGAUUCUUCAGUGAUCUCUUCGAUUCCUCUGUUCAUGUACGACGAUGACAAGAAAGACGAAGAAGAAGAAGAGGAGGAGUGUGUGAUAUGUCUUGGUUUGUGGGAAGUGGGAGAGUUGGGAAGAAAGCUGAGAACAUGCGGACAUGGGUUUCACGUUGAGUGUAUAGACAUGUGGUUGUCUUCUCACUCUACUUGUCCUCUCUGUAGAUCCCCUGUUCUCGCCGUCUCCGAUCAAGAAAAUCUCAGACCGGUCAUCAACGACGAUGUCGAUGUACUGGAAGAAGAAGAAGAAGAAGAGGAGUUUAGACUGCAUUUGUUUCCAGACGGAGAAGAUGAGAAUGUCGCGUCUCUUGCUUUGAUGGAAGAUGAUCUCAAAACAGGGGUUGAUGACUGUAACGGUGUCGGAGAAGGAGAGGUUAGAAUUGAAGUGUUGGAUGAGGAGAUCAGCGGCGGAGGAUCAAGAGGCCAUCGGAGAUCAACGUCUUCGAUGGCGUCGAGUUCGUUGAAGAGGAUGUUGAGUAGUAGAAGUAGACCGGAGUGUAGCAAGGUGUUCCCGUCGGCGACGCAAGAUUCAUCUCCGUAAAUUUAAACAUAUAUAAAUAAAAAUCUUGUAAACAGUUUUGGAAAUGUACUAAAAUGAAUAAACAAAGCCUUGUAUUAAUCUAGUUGAUUAAGCUCUGGUUGAAGCUAAUGAUUAUGAUGACUUGACUUGACUUGCCUAUGCAAAUCAAUACUACUUGUGCAACCAAAAGGCAAAACCAUGUAUCUUAAUUGUCAUUUCUAUGGGAUCUCGUUAUC
This is a messenger RNA of Brassica napus (rape), 1370 nucleotides long. Its product is annotated as RING-H2 finger protein ATL63-like. Bases 244 to 1155 code for a protein of 303 amino acids. Gene Ontology annotation, biological process: protein ubiquitination. The record is from RefSeq and is a predicted model, not a curated record. The transcript has a single exon. Lineage: Eukaryota; Viridiplantae; Streptophyta; Magnoliopsida; Brassicales; Brassicaceae.